UCUUUCUAAAUCUUUAUUUUUUAACUUUUAAUAUUAUAUUACUGUAUAUAAAAUGAUUUAUAGGAAAGAAUUUUUAAAAUUAUAUUUAAUUUUUUUAAUAUUUCUCAUUGCACGUUUCUUUGGUAUAGUACCUAAUAUGAUCUCCGUAUGCUUAAUUGUAUUGUAUUAUUUCCCGUCAUUUGCUAGAAAUUUUCAAUCUGUACCUCAUCGUAAAGUAUCAAUGGUCGUUCUAUUCUUCUUCUUUUCAUUUUCGCUCUUCUAUUUAGCAUUAUCAGAAUUGAUAUUGAUAACAUAUUUCCCUCCUAGUACAGAACUAAGCUGGGAUCAUCCGUAUAGUUUAUUAUUAGUUUCGAUGCACUCGGUAACCUUUUAUGUAGUCAUCAAGCGGGCCAAUGAUAUUGUAAACUGGUUAAAAAGUUAUAAAAGUCAACACAGAAAAAAUGUAGUAGUUACUGUAAAAAAGCGUAUUCGAUAG
Molecule: messenger RNA, 475 nt
Organism: Centruroides sculpturatus (bark scorpion)
Lineage: Eukaryota; Metazoa; Arthropoda; Arachnida; Scorpiones; Buthidae
Exons: 3
Coding region: 53-475 (140 amino acids)
Source: RefSeq, a predicted model, not a curated record